This is a messenger RNA of Leishmania major strain Friedlin, 534 nucleotides long. Its product is annotated as putative acylphosphatase. Bases 1 to 534 code for a protein of 177 amino acids. Gene Ontology annotation, molecular function: acylphosphatase activity. The record is from RefSeq and is a predicted model, not a curated record. The transcript has a single exon. Lineage: Eukaryota; Euglenozoa; Kinetoplastea; Trypanosomatida; Trypanosomatidae.
AUGCCCCCCCCCACACACACAGACUUUUUCUCCUUCCUCGACUCGCCCAUCACAGAGCGUUCGAUUGCCAAAGGAAAGGCAGCCCUGCUCGCGCAUGCAUACACGAACACGCGCAAGCUCGAAAACAGACUCACACCCUUGACUGCGCUCUCCAUAUCCACGAAAGAGGACGCUGCGGCUGCCGUCGUCAACCCCAUGGAGGCGUCGUGCUACAUCUACACAUAUCGUAUCUUCGUGAGCGGCCGUGUGCAGGGUGUUUUCUACCGCAAGUACACGGCGCUCAAGGCCACGGAGCUGGGCGUGACAGGCUUUGUGCGCAACUUACCAGACGGCCGGGUCGAGAUCUUGGCCGAGGGGACCAAGGAGCAAAUCAGCGCACUGGAGACGUGGUGCUACAGAGGGUCGCCAAAGUCGCAGGUGACGGCCGUGGACGUGGAGAAUUGCACGGAGGUGGUGCCCCCGAGCGGCGGUGCAGAAGCGAUGGCGAAGCCGCCGGUGCACCGCACGAUGAACGGCUUCGUGGUGAGCCGCUAG